This is a messenger RNA of Daldinia loculata, 1072 nucleotides long. RefSeq lists its product as uncharacterized. The record is from RefSeq and is a predicted model, not a curated record. Lineage: Eukaryota; Fungi; Ascomycota; Sordariomycetes; Xylariales; Hypoxylaceae. The transcript has a single exon. Bases 108 to 869 code for a protein of 253 amino acids.
UCUAUAUUUUUUUUUUUUUUGGUAGCUAAUCUUCUUUGAUAGGAAAUGACCGGGUCUUGUGUCUGCUACUACGGCAUUACAACUCAGAUCUUACUGAACAGGAUGCAAUGAAGCUCGUCGACCAAGUUCAUGUGCGAAGCUGUGACCACGUCAUCAAUACUAUCGCGACGAAUUUUGUAUACAAAAUCAAAGACAACGAAAAGCAUCGAUCUAUUGCCAUUCCUAGCAUUGAAAAUGGCUAUAGAAUGAAUAAUUUUAUUCGGGAAACUCCACUGCGACGGAAAGACUUUCGCGAAGAGGUGGUGCAAAUAGAUGGUAUAAAAAUGCUAGUAGGUAAGGAUGCCGAAAGGGAAUUGGACGAAUUUCUCGACGAGGAUGAGGAACUAGAUACCGUCGGCUCUAACACGGGAGGUGAUGAAUGGCCCGACACAUCUUCGAGGGGUAUAUGGGAUAUUGGGGAGGGGGAAUUAGGAGUGCGCAACUCCAAGGUAGCCAAAGUUGAAGGGGACACAUGCUGGAACGGUGUACUCAAAGGGGUUCAGAGUACCCUGACGUUUAAAGAGGCCAUCGUCCGCUUUACUGAUAAGUAUCAGCCAGAAAGGAGGCAAAUGAAAGGACGGAUCAGUUUGAGUGAGAGGAUCUGGCCACAGGACUGGGCGUGCCUAGAAGAGGUUGGAACUAUUCUAAAAACGAUUGACGACUACAUGAUUCCAUAUGUGGGUAAUGUGGUGGACCUACCAACGGUGAUGGCUCUACUAUACGAACUUAAAGGUCAUUUCCUCAAAUACUAUUCGAUAUUCGACCUUUCGGACUCUACUUUUGACUCAGAAGUUUGUUCCCACUCCAUCAACCCCUCUGAUCUUGGCUAAUUUAAUAUUCACAGACUGACCCCGAGGAUUGCUACUCCAUUCUAACCCCCCAAGCUACCUCCCGACGAUCUCUCCAUACACCAAUUCAAUGUGGUAUGAAACGAAAGAAAUCGGUCGAUGGACCACACGAAGAAGUCGCAGUUGAUCUCGACACGCGACAGAGGAAGAAGACACGUACAGAGAGGAGGACCGAUGUCGGGGAG